Molecule: messenger RNA, 1422 nt
Organism: Trichomonas vaginalis G3
Lineage: Eukaryota; Parabasalia; Trichomonadida; Trichomonadidae
Product: protein phosphatase regulator protein
Exons: 1
Coding region: 1-1422 (473 amino acids)
Biological process (GO): signal transduction
Cellular component (GO): protein phosphatase type 2A complex
Molecular function (GO): protein phosphatase regulator activity
Source: RefSeq, a predicted model, not a curated record
AUGAACAAAAUUACUAAACCGAAUGUUAAUAAACUAACAAGAUUUAACUCUAAGCCACCAACUAGACCUCCAAGGAGAGUUAUUCCCAAAGCCGAACUCGGUCUUACUGUUGAUCUGACUUUCAAUUGGUCUCGAAAAUUUGGUCAUCGUGAUGGAGAUUUAGUUAUCAAAGGUAGCAAAUCAUUUGAAGAGAUGCCACAAAAUGAAUACGCUAAGCUAUUUUUGCAUAAAUGCAAGGAGUGUUCAAAAUUGUGCGAUUUUUCUGAUGCAAACAUUGAUGGAAAAGCAAAAGUUACAAAAUCAAUUCUCUUGAAACAUCUCACACAAUGCUUUUCCAUGGUUGGGUUUAUGAAAAUCCUCACUGCAGAAAUGAUGACAGAAUUCUACAAGAUGGUUUCUACAAAUCUGUUUCGUGCCUUACCACGAUAUCCAGAAGCAGUUCCUGUCGAUGCUAAAGUGUCUUUCUAUGAUAAUUCGUGGCCACAUUUAUCUUUAGUUUAUCAAGUCCUUAAUGCAUCUCUUUCCUCUCAUUUUGCAGCAAACAUUACACCUACAUUCAUUUACAAGAUAAUCUCUAAUGGAUUGUCAAUUGAUCCAUCCGAAAGAGUCGCGGUAAGAGAUUUUCUUCAUUCUUACUAUUCUCGCUUCAUGGGCCAACGUGUCAUGAUCAGAACUGACAUAUUUGGCUUAUUCUCCAUGGGCCAGGCUUCGCUAGAGCUCUUAGAUUUCUUCUCAAGCAUUGUUCAGGGAUUUAAUCCUCCUUUGAAGGCAGACCAUGUUAAAUUCUUUAACCAAGCUUUACUUCCGUUAUAUACAUACUCAGAAUUGAAUCGUUAUAGCAAAGCAUUGACUUCUUGCGUUUGCAAAUUCUGCGAGAAGAAUUUCAACUUAAUAUCAGUAGCAUUCGACUAUUUAUACAAACACUGGCCUCUACAAGACUCAAAGAAGCAAAAGAUUUACAUUGACUCCGUAAAAAUCAUCUUAUUUUCUUUCGACAAAUUCAGCGACACUUCUCUCAGGAGAGCCUUCGCAAUUCUUGCAGAAGGAGUUAGAAGUGACAACGUCGACGUCGCAGAAAUAGCUCUUGAUACUUUAUUGGCAGAAAAUUUAGUUCUCGUUUACAAACAGAAUCCACGCCUUAUUUUUACAACAAUAUUCGAAAAACUCUACAAAUCAGCCAAAUCUCACUGGGAUGAGGACAUUAAAACGGAUUCAAUCGCUGCAUUACAAAUUUUAAGCGAAAUUGAUCCGAAUAUCUUUGGUGAACUGAACAACGCUCAUAAAGAUAAGAAGAAUACAAAGAAGGCACCAGUUAAAGAAGCUUCCGCAUUGAAAACAAACUGGAUGCAAGUUUUUAAUCUCGCAAAGAAGAACGACCAAGCAAUUAAGACUCUCCGCCUCGAUACAGCUGUUAUUCAAUAA